AUGGCAGCACAAUCUCUGUUUGUAUCAACUAGUGUUUGCUCAAAGUUUUCCAGCUUAGGUGAAGAACAGAGGAUAUGGUAUGCUGGAUUGAAGAAGAAGAAGAAAAACCCAAGUAGUUUAAAGCUUUCAUCUUGCUCCAGGAUAAAGAUAAGAGCAUCUUCUUAUAGUGCUGAUACACCGGCGGUUGAAAUACCUCAUAAAUGGUACAACAUAAUUGCAGAUCUUCCCGUCAAACCUCCUCCUCCCCUGAACCCCAAGACUUUUGAGCCUGUGAAACCAGAGGACUUGUCUCCUCUAUUUCCUGAUGAAUUGAUCAAACAGGAAGCAACCACAGAACAGUUCAUUGAUAUUCCUGAGGAGGUUAGAGAUAUUUAUAAGCUGUGGCGUCCAACCCCUCUAAUCAGAGCAAGAAGGUUGGAGAAAUUGCUUGAUACACCUGCUAGAAUUUAUUACAAAUAUGAAGGCAAUAGUCCAGCUGGUUCACACAAAGCCAAUACCUCUGUUCCUCAAGCAUGGUAUAAUGCACAGGAAGGAGUGAAGAAUGUGGUCACAGAAACUGGUGCUGGGCAAUGGGGAAGUGCAUUGGCAUUUGCCUGCAGUUUGUUUAAUCUCAACUGUGAAGUAUGGCAAGUUCGAGCAUCAUAUGAUCAGAAGCCAUAUCGUCGUCUGAUGAUGCAAACUUGGGGAGCUAAAGUCCACCCUUCGCCUUCCAAUGUUACUGAAGCUGGCAGGAAACUUCUCCAAAUGGAUCCAACAAGCCCUGGAAGUCUUGGAAUAGCUAUUUCAGAAGCUGUCGAAGUUGCUGCUAAAAAUGGCGAUACCAAGUAUUGUUUAGGAAGCGUUCUCAAUCAUGUUCUGUUGCAUCAAACUGUGAUUGGUGAGGAAUGUAUCAAGCAGAUGGAAGCCGUAGGGGAAGCUCCAGAUAUUAUCAUUGGGUGUACUGGAGGUGGAUCAAAUUUCGGUGGGCUUGCAUUUCCAUUCAUUAGAGAGAAAAUUAAAGGAAAAAUCAAUCCUCAGAUAAAAGCUGUUGAACCCACAGCAUGCCCUUCUUUAACAAAGGGCGUGUACGCUUAUGAUUAUGGAGACACUGCAGGGAUGACUCCUUUGAUGAAGAUGCACACACUUGGACAUGAUUUUAUUCCUGAUCCGAUUCAUGCCGGAGGCCUUCGUUAUCAUGGCAUGGCUCCAUUGAUUUCACAUGUCUAUGAACAAGGCUACUUGGAAGCACUUGCGAUUCCUCAGACUGAAUGCUUUCAAGGCGCAAUACAAUUCGCUAGGACGGAGGGAUUGAUACCGGCGCCUGAACCAACUCACGCGAUAGCUGCCACGAUCAGGGAGGCUUUGAAAUGCAAAGAGACCGGGGAAUCAAAAGUGAUUCUGAUGGCAAUGUGUGGGCAUGGCCAUUUUGAUUUGCCGGCUUAUGAGAAGUAUUUGCAAGGGUCUAUGGUUGAUCUGUCAUUCUCUGAGGAUAAGAUAAGAGAAUCAUUGUCUAAGAUUCCUCAGCCAAAUUUGCCUUAUCGUAUGUUGAUCCAUGGACAUUUAAUCUUCUCUGUUAAAGAGGAGAUUCGCGAACGCUCAACUCCAUCAUCAAUUCAUCAUAUUUAUGUCAUAAUUAUUUAUUACUCCCUCCGGUCCUUAUUACAAGUGCCCAGCCGAUUAGCCCUUGGCGCUGCCACCUCUCGCCGUCAUCGACCGCCACCAAGCUGUUCUAUCUCCAUUGAUAAAGCGGCCACCGGGAAGCAAAUUCUUCUGCCUUCUGCCGCGCCCCUGAGAAUCGAGAUGGGAAGCAAAGGUCGGAUUCCGCCUAGGCGUCCUCUUCCUAACCCCGGCAUGGUGCACCCUGACCCCUUUGUUCCUCCACAUCGACCCCCUACCGGUGGCUUCCCUCCUUUUGAUGUGUUGCCUCCUUCAGAAAUUCUGGGCCAGAAACUAGCCACACAACAUUUAGAGAUGCAAAAGCUCGUGAUGGAAAACCGGAGGCUGGCUGCCACACAUGUGACUCUUAGACAAGAACUUGCUUCUGCACAGCAUGAGCUGCAAAUGUUGCAUGCUAACAUAGGGGACAUUAAAUCUGAGAGUGAGCAGCAGAAAAGGGCUCUUUUGGACAAAAUCACAAUGAUGGAAGCUGAUCUCCAAGCUGCCAAUUCUGUCAAAAUGGAGUUGCAACAGGUUCAAGCUGAAGCUCGGAGCUUGAUUGCUGCAAGACCAGAACUUAUGUCAAAAGUUCAGAAGUUAAAUCAAGAUCUCCAGAAGUCACACUCUGAUUUACAGCAGAUUCCUAUGCUGUUAUCUGAGCUUGAUGGUCUGAGGCAAGAGUACCAACAUUGCAGAGCUACGUAUGACUACGAGAAGAAACUAUCCAAUGAUCAUCUGGAAUCUCUUCAGGUGAUGGAGAAGAACUAUCUAUCAAUGUCCAGGGAGGUGGAAAAGCUUAGGGCUGAGUUAACUAAGUCUUCCAAUUCCGACAGAGCUGGUGCUUACUAUGGUGGCAAUUUGAGAUACAACGAGAACGAUGCUUCUGGAAAUUAUCCGGUUGGACAAAAUGCUUAUGGCCAUGGUUAUGGAGUUUCUCAGGGCAAAGGCCCAUUUCCUGUAGACGGAAGCAGCAACUUAGCUGCUGAUACUGUUGUUGGCUCUGCCAGCGGUGGUGUAGCUGGUGGGGUUACUCCUCCUGCUGGUGCUCAUUCUGGUUCUGAAAACCAAGUCACCCAAAGAACAGCAUAUGAGGCAGCUAGAGGUCCCAGCUUUAACGCACAACGAGGGCACACUGGUGCUGCUUAUGAUAUGCACAGAGGGAUUGGGGGCCCUGGAUAUGACGCUCAGCGAGGAAACCCAGUUGUUGGUUAUGAUCCCCAGAGAGGACAUGGGUAUGAUGCUCGUAUGUGGGGUUCGUAUGAAGGACAAAGCGCCAGUUUCAGUGGACAAGCUGCGCAGCCAUAUGAUUCCCGUAGAGGACCCGGUUAUGAUCCAAAAAGCGUUGGAUAUAAUCCGUCGCCCAAACCUCCUGGAUCUCAAGGACGGGAAGCUACUGCAAGAAAUGCUCCUUACGGGUCAGCAGUUCCAACCCCGCAUGGUGCUGGAGCUGGAUAUGGAGCACGCCCCCAAGGUGGAAAUGCUGCCAAGAGAUGA
Molecule: messenger RNA, 3129 nt
Organism: Oldenlandia corymbosa var. corymbosa
Lineage: Eukaryota; Viridiplantae; Streptophyta; Magnoliopsida; Gentianales; Rubiaceae
Source: the annotation of a GenBank genome assembly